Molecule: messenger RNA, 2447 nt
Organism: Brienomyrus brachyistius
Lineage: Eukaryota; Metazoa; Chordata; Actinopteri; Osteoglossiformes; Mormyridae
Product: G-protein coupled receptor family C group 5 member B-like
Exons: 5
Coding region: 1437-2348 (303 amino acids)
Biological process (GO): G protein-coupled receptor signaling pathway
Cellular component (GO): signaling receptor complex; plasma membrane; extracellular exosome
Molecular function (GO): G protein-coupled receptor activity; protein kinase activator activity; protein kinase binding
Source: RefSeq, a predicted model, not a curated record
ACAGUAGGCGGUUCUGGUCCCGUAACGCUUGCCUGUGCCCGAAGUGUGGGGAUUACUGUGCAUUGCAGUGCUAUUGGUGUGCCGUGCCCUAAUAGGGAUGUUGUGUGGUGCGGGAUUUACUGUGUGGUAGCGUGGGUUAACACACGCUUAAAAAGGGGUGGUGUGCUACGGGGAGAAAGCGGGACCGAACUCUUUGUGAAUCCAGAUCCGACCCAAUGGGUCGCUGCAUGAAUUGUACUGAAUAAAAGUAUCUUUGUACUUUUAGCUGCAGUCUGGUGGUGAUCUGUUCUCCUUUCACAGCCUCUGACGCUAGUUUAGGUUAGUUGCACUGGUGGCAGCGGUAGGAUCAUUUUCCUUUGUGGUUUUCCCGUUUAGAAAUCUAGAAUUAGCUUUAACAUGUCGGAGGCCGAGGAUAGUGUACAAUCUCCUAAUUAUGAGGGCGCUGAUUGUCCUGUUACGUCUAGAGAGUGUUUUCUCAAUCUCCCGGUGGCCCCCCUGCUCACCCAAUAUUUAUACCGGAAACUUUUAAUGGUGUGGGGCGUGAGUGGUCUGACUGGUCGGAACAAUUUGAUCUGGCGGCUGAGGUAAACAGGUGAGAUGAUUCUCUGAAAAUUAAGUUUAUGUCUUUGCUAUUGUGUGGCCGUGCUAGGGAGAUGCUAACUACAUCAAAAACCAAAUGAAUUAAAAAACGCGGAAAAUAAUGUUGAAAUGAAAAUAUAUUUUUUGACAGCGAUCGACGACCUGUAAUAUUUUUGACGAUGUCGCUGCUAUAUCGCUAUUUGUAAAAAAAAGGAAAAAAAUAGUUACUGGAAAAGCUACAGCGUUUUAAAAGUAUUUGCUCUACCGAUAAGCUACUGAAAGAAGUAAAGUUAGUAGCGUCGAUUAUUUUAGUUAGCUACUCCACAACACUGGACAUAAAAAUAACUGAACAAUGUUAACAUUUUCGUAAUUUAAGCCCUCUCAACAGAAGCACUUUAAUGAGAAUAUUUGAAAAAUUAACUGAUAACAUAUCAGUUAUCUAUAUUUUUUUAAUUUACUUUGAAAACAGACUCAAAUUAAGCCUAUACGAAAAAUUCAGAAGCCUAUACAGUCUCAAAUGAAGCCUGUUGCGUUUUUAUACAAUCGGUCUGGGAUUCCGCUUAACGUCACGCCCGAAGCUCACACUUUGAUUGCAAACGGGAAGAAACAUAACUAUUGUCACGUACACCGGCGGAUGUCAUCAAUUAAGCCUGCAUACUGGAGACUACAACGGGACAGCACACGCAACGGGGGUUGCGAACCGUAGCGGUCUGCAGGGGGAAUCGCAGAAGCUGGAGUUUCUUAGAGCGCUGCAUGGGUUUGGACAAACAUUAGGGAGAAGCAAACACAAACGAUUCGUGAGUGCAUCGUACGUGUUGUAAGAGCAAGUGAAGCUGAAAGACAUUGACAGUGAAGUGAUGGCUCCCUCUAUUAAUCUCUUCACCUUCCUCGUCCUGUCCCUGGUGGGGGGCAGCUCUUCAUGGGACGAAGCUUCGCCUUGCGGAUCCGGCUCCAUCCUGACAAGGCCCUACACGGCCUUGUGUGAGCUGGAUGCGGUGUGGGGCUUGGUGGUGGUGGUGGCGGCAGCGGCGGCGGCCCUCGCCUCGCUGAUCCUGCUCCUGGUGGUACUGUGUCGCCUGCGGAAGAUCACAGAGGCUGAGGAGCGCAGCGGGGUGGCGCCGCUACUCCUGCUGUUCGCUGCCAUAUUUGGGCUCUGUGGCCUCAGCCUGGGAUACAUCGCUGAGCAGCAAGAGAGCCUCUGCUUCGCCCGGCGUGUCCUGAGGGGGGUGUUGCUUGCUGUCUGCAACACCUGCCUCGUGUUUCAUGGUCUGCGACUGCGCCGGUUGGGACAAGGUGCUCAUAGCCCCAGCACAGGUCAACUGAUGGGGCUGGCGGUGGCCUUGGCCGUGUUGGAUCCGGAGUGGAUCCUUCUAGCCACGAUGUCCAUGUGCCAGCCAGCCUGUGAAUACCAGCCGCUGGACUUUGCGCUGGCCACCACUUAUGUGCUGGUCCUGCUCCUGGCAGCACUGGUGGGGGCCGCCUGCAGUCUGUGGAGGCAGCAGCCACGGUGGAGGUGCAGGACCACGUGGCUGCUCAUCACCUGCCUGGCCUCAGUCCUGCUGUGGGUGGCCUGGAUCACCUUCUGCCUGUAUGGCAACGCGGCGCUUGGCCUGUCCCCAACAUGGGACAACCGGGUACAGGCAGUGGUGCUGCUGGCACAGGCAUGGCUGCUCAUACUGCUGCACGCUGCUCCUGAGGUCCACGCCACCUUACGGCCCCCGUCCCGCAUGAGAGAGGCCAAUUUAGAGGAGGGCCUUUCUCACCUGUAGUUUGGAGCAAACCGGGACUUCGUGUUCAGUGACAACAACUCAGGUGUCCUCCCCAGCCCCCAGGAAACAUUACAUUUUAAAUAAAUAAUAUAUAUAUAU